AUACGAGGAAUCAGUAGUUAGAUAAAAUGGUGAGAAGCCCUUGUUGUGACAAAAAUGGAAUGAGAAAAGGGGCAUGGACUCCUGAAGAAGACAACAAGUUAAUUGCAUAUGUAACUAGAUAUGGCUGUUGGAAUUGGCGACAACUACCUAAAUUUGCAGGUCUUGAAAGAUGUGGGAAGAGUUGUAGACUUAGGUGGUUGAACUAUCUAAGACCAAAUAUCAAAAGAGGAAACUUUACUCAACAAGAGGAAGAUACUAUCAUAACACUUCAUCAAAAACUUGGUAAUAGAUGGAUUAUGAUAGCUGCAAAUUUACCAGGAAGAACAGAUAACGAGAUAAAGAAUCAUUGGAACACAAACUUGAAAAAACGUUUUCUAAAGAAUAAUAAAUCAGACAAAGACACUAAUAAUGGAAUAGGAAACUCCAAAGAAAUAAAUUCAGAUAACCCUACCAUGGGAGAAGAAAACAAACAUGAAGGACUGUUAGAGAGCAAUAGUGGUCCCAAUAUUUCAAGUCGAUUUUCUUCAACUCCAUCUUCAAGUGGAACAAUGGAUACUCCUCCAACAACUACGGAAAUAUCAUAUGAAAAAUAUCUUCUUGAUGAGCUUCGUUUAAUGGAUCCAUACAUGGAUGUUUUGAAUGAUAAUUUCUGGACAGAACCAUAUAUCAUAGACAAUUCAUACGUCCCUCCAAGUCAAGAAGCUACGUUACUAGCUGUGGGAUAUGAACAUGGAAACUUGAGUGGGAUGUACUAUGAACAACUUUGGAACAUGGAAAAUAAAUUGUUGCACUGAUGUGUCGGUUUACCUUUUUUUUUGAAAUGCGGGUAGAUAAUAAUAAUAGUAGUAACAACAUGUGAUUACUACUUUGUGAUGUUUUUCAUAUGUGACGUAAUGUUGUACACUACUAUACUUUAAAGUUUGAACAAAUAUUUGAAAUAAACUAGCACAUCUUUAUGUCUCA
Molecule: messenger RNA, 963 nt
Organism: Lathyrus oleraceus (garden pea)
Lineage: Eukaryota; Viridiplantae; Streptophyta; Magnoliopsida; Fabales; Fabaceae
Product: transcription factor MYB14
Exons: 3
Coding region: 27-794 (255 amino acids)
Source: RefSeq, a predicted model, not a curated record